Molecule: messenger RNA, 500 nt
Organism: Drosophila serrata
Lineage: Eukaryota; Metazoa; Arthropoda; Insecta; Diptera; Drosophilidae
Product: COX assembly mitochondrial protein homolog
Cellular component (GO): mitochondrion
Source: RefSeq, a predicted model, not a curated record
AUUUCUUUUUGUUUUGAAUGCAGUCACACUAACAGUCGCUUUAGGAUUUUACAAAAUAAAUAUAAUUUUAAGACAAUAUGAGCUUGGAACAACAACCGGUGGUAGAUCCAAAAAAUCCCCAUGGGCUUGGGGAUCCCAACGACACAUCGUUGCGCAAGGUGGAACGGGAGGUUCUGAUACCCAAGAUCAUGCGAGAUCGGGCGAAGGAAGAGUUCUGCUCCAAAGAAGUGGCUGAUUUCCAAGAGUGCUGCAAAGCUAGCAGUAUCAUGAUGGUGGCCACCUGUCGAAAGCAGAACGCCGCUCUGAAGGAAUGCCUCACUGGGUGGUACCAAAACGAGGCUUUUAAGGAGGAGUGCAAGAAGAUAUAUCUGCAAGAGAGGGCCGAUUAUCGCAGUACAGGCAUACCCAAGAAGCACCGCCUUGAGAAGUUGUAGUAAAUCCUUAAAAUAGUUCCUUAUUGUUGUUGUUUGCUUUGUACAAAAGUUGAGUAAUUGAAACGA